AAAACCCCAAAACACACUGCCUCAAACUCAAAGUACCUCUCUACACUACUCUCAAGCCAUAUCAACUUCCUUCGUAUUUUCAAUAUUUCAAUAUUCAUCUCUACAAUUCAUUCUCAUCUUUCCUCCAACAUGGUGCUUUUGUCUAAACCAGCUACUGAAUACUGCUCUAGUUAUAGCAGAAGCCUCAAGCUCUCCAAGUCAUCCUCCUCUGGAAUCCCUCUCAUAGACCUGUCCAAACCAGACUCCAAACAACUCAUUGUCAAGGCUUGUGAGGAGUUUGGAUUCUUCAAAGUCAUCAACCAUGGUGUUCCCAUGGAUUUCAUUAACAGAUUGGAAUCUGAAGCCAUCAAAUUCUUCUCCUUGCCAGAUUCUGAGAAAGAAAAAGCAGGGCCUGCUGAUCCAUUUGGAUAUGGCAGCAAGCAUAUUGGGAGAAAUGGUGAUGUGGGGUGGGUUGAGUACCUCCUUCUCAAAGCCAAUACAGAAGCCAACUCUGACAGAUUCAAAUCAGUUUAUGGAACAAACCCAGAUGAGUUUUGUUCUGCUCUGAAUGAUUACAUACAAGCUGUGAGGAAUAUGGCUUGUGAGAUUCUUGACCUGAUGGCUGAAGGAUUGAAUAUUGGGCCAAGGAAUGUGUUCAGUAAGUUUUUGUUGGAUGAACAGAGUGACUCUUUAUUCAGGCUCAAUCACUACCCACCAUGCCCAGAGCUUCAAGGCUUGAGUGAACAUAGUGACAGAAAUGUGGUUGGAUUUGGAGAGCACACAGACCCUCAAAUCAUUUCCAUACUAAGAUCCAACAACACCUCUGGCCUCCAAAUUUUGGGAGAUGGAACUUGGAUUUCAGUGCCUCCAGACCAGUACUCCUUCUUCAUCAAUGUUGGUGAUUCUCUAAAGGUUUUGACAAAUGGGAGGUUUCAAAGUGUGAGGCACAGGGUUUUAGCAAAUGGGUCAAAAUCAAGGGUUUCAAUGAUUUUCUUUGGGGGAUCACCCUUGACUGAAAAGAUAGCUCCAUUGCCAUCUGUAAUGAAAGAAGAGGAACAGAGCAUGUACAAAGAGUUCACAUGGUUCGAAUACAAAACGAUCUGCUACCACUCAAGAUUGGCUGACAAUAGGCUAGGACACUUUGAGAGAAUUGAAGCCUCUUAAAUAAAAAUAAUAUAUACAAAAAAAAAAAAAAUCAAAGUCCUUUCUUGUACUUGAACUUGGGGUUCUUGAUUAUACUCAGGAAUAUAGGUUAAGACUAUCAAUUAAGUUUUUUCAUCAUGUAACUAGGGUUUACCUUGCUUGUAGAAAUUAUGAUAAUUACAUAUUUCUUUUAAGGAAAUAUCGUUGAGGUUCGAACCGACUGGAAAAUCUAUCAGAGAAGAGGUGGAUUGCUGAUCAUCCAUCUGUCCCCACAGGGAUAUUUGUUCAUUUACUUCAUCUUCAUCUACAACUGUCAAUGAUAAUGCUUUCUAUGAUGUAAAAUGAAUCAUUGUACUCUUUUCUCUAACUUAUUUGGUACAAGUUAUUGUCUUACUCCA
Rosa chinensis is the source of this 1520-nucleotide messenger RNA. Its product is annotated as gibberellin 2-beta-dioxygenase 1. The record is from RefSeq and is a predicted model, not a curated record. NCBI's taxonomy places the organism in Eukaryota, Viridiplantae, Streptophyta, Magnoliopsida, Rosales, Rosaceae. The transcript is spliced from 3 exons. Gene Ontology annotation, biological process: gibberellin catabolic process; response to light stimulus. The coding region runs from base 130 to 1143 and encodes 337 amino acids.